AUGUCUAUGCAAGAUGAACUUAUUCUGAUUGACCAACUUGAAGACCAGCUUAUAGAUAAUCCAGAUGCAUCCACGAAAAAGGAGUUGUACGAUACAUCGCUAGAUGAAACAUUUCAAAAGAAGUUGAACGCGAGAGCAGAACAGAUAGCUAAUCAAAAUAAUGGAGUAGAUAACGAAAAUGAUGCUCAAGGGAGGUCUAUAGCUAACAAUUACCUGUUUCUAGUCACUAAAACACACCUAGCUUAUGAAUAUCGGGAUUAUAGGAGUUUGGAUACAGAAUUGAGUGAAUGGUUUGCAUUCAAUGAUUUCAGUUUGCUAGGAGGAUUGCAACGAAAUCUGGAAAACUAUGAUCUCGAGAAGAAAUACUUGGAUAUCAGUGAUAUAGAAAUGGUGGAACGUUGUAUCUCUGAUGUUGACUUGUAUAAUGGAAAAUCAUUAGGGUUAAUAUUAUACUUCGCAUUCGGAAAAUAUGGCGAAUGUAAGGACAAGGAAGAGCAAAUGCAUUCAAUUAAAGCCAAUUGCAAAGCAUUAUUUGAAUUAGGGCUAUUUGAAAAAUUGACUCUGAUGUUGCAAUCUUUCAUUGAUGAAAGAAUAAAGAUUGAUGUCAAAAACGAUUUUCACGAAGACUUGCCAAUCGAAACUGAAUCUGGCUACUUCAAAGCAUUAACAUUAUUUUAUUUUAUUAUUAACGUGAUACUCGAUGAAAAGAAUAUUAGUAACUGGAGAAAGUUACGUAAAUCUCUUGCAAAAUCUGAUAUAAUAUCAGACUUCGUUAGGUUUAUCGAACACUGGAAAUGGAACCAGAAUAGGACUUAUAAGGCCCGCUACUUAUUCAUGAUAGUAUGGAAAUUGAUUCUUAUUGAGAUGGGGGAUAGCACCCAUAUAUCUAAAGUGAACGACUUUUUGUUUGACAUGCAUGGAAUAGUGAAUAAACGUGGUAAGGAUAUCCCUACAAAUAAACUUACCUGUUCUCCUUUAGAUUAUUUCACAUUCAGAGAAGAUUUGACUGAUAGGUUUCCAUUGUAUAAAGAUGAUGAAAUAAAGAUGCUUCCAAAAAAGGACGUAUAUGAAUUUAGUGCCUUAAAGGAAGCUUUAGAAGAAAAUAAUAAAUCAAUAGAUAAUGAAUAUCAGUAUUUCAUGUCCAUGAAUAGUCACUCCAAUUCGUUGUCAAACUUACUUGAAAAUCCAAGACCCAACAAAUCCCAUACAAUUCUCAGCCAAUUACCUGCGCAGACAGUACAUAUCGCCACACCAGUUCCAUCACCACCUUCAGCUCCAUCUGAUUUUAUGUCUGGUGGAGAAAAGAUACGUAAACUGUAUCAAACCAAUCAAGGUAUGCCAUUUAUUUAUCCGAAAACCAAUGAGGCAGAAGUACCUUACGCUAUAAAAGAGGCCAGUGAUAUUUUAAAAAAUUCGGUAUAUGAGAGUUAUUCAAAUAAACAGUUAUGGAAUGAAAGACAAAAGUUUAUGAUCCAAGAAAGAGGUUUUGUGAAUGAAUAUGACGAAGGAAAAUCAUAUCAAUUCAAUGAGUUUGACUAUAAUGAUGAAUUGUUUGAAAAAUAUCCUGAGAAAGAGGAUGAGAUUCAUUCUCUCUUAAGAGUUGAGUCUUUCUAUAAAAAGAAUCUUAGUCGAUUUCAUUCUUUGAUACUGAUAUUAAUUGAAACUAUGAAGUCGAAUAGGCUAGAUUACAACUUAAAUUUUGCAGAGUGGGAAUUAAACCCUGAGAGUUCAUACUUCAAUAAUGGCAAAAAUGUCGAUAGGGAAUCUAAGACCAAAAUUGAUUUCGUCUUGAUGCAGCAACUUGAGGUAUUAAAUAUUAAAGAGAUUACGUUAAAAGCUACCAGUAGUAUUAUCUUUCUUUUACUCAAAUGGUUUAAAACCAAUCAUGUAUUGAAGUAUUACUACUUUUCAUCUAUUUUGUUUGACGAUCAGUAUUUCAAUGUAUUAUUUGAAUACAUGACCAGAGCUUUUAAUAACAGCGAUCUUCAAGAGUUCUAUAAUAAUAAAGACGGAACUGAUGAACUGGACAAUGUUGCUGAGUACGAGAUCUUAAUAAACCAAAAUCAGCUCAUGAAUCCACAAAUAAAGUUACCAAGAUUUGAAUUUUUCAAUAACUGCCUCAAAACUUCUCCACAAGAUUAUAAAUAUGAAUUCAUAAACAAGAGUUUAAUACUGAAGUUGCCGAAUGAAAUUGAUGCUAAUAAUAUUAGUAACAUAACUAUCCAAAGGGUCAACGAAAACUUCUGCUUCAUCUUGAUAAAUUUGCUCAACAUCACCAACAAAAUAUUGAUAAAAAAUCUCACUCAGAGAAUAUUCACACUAAAUGAAUUGAAACCAACCGAAAUAUUCAAAAUUAUCCUACUUAAUUAUGAUAACAAAUUCAUCAAUAAGCCGAUUCUAAAAAUAUUGAAAAAGUUGAUCCCAUAUCAAGGAAGAAAAUGGAAGUCCAUUAAUAUGGACUUAAUUUCCAAGGUAUAUCUCAAUUGCAGAUUGUCGCUAAGAGAUAACUGGCUAAGCGGAAAGGACCUAGAGAAUGAUUUCAAUAACUCUUUUGAUCAAGAAAUUGCCUUACGGGCAUUAUUGCAAUUUUACAAUAUCAAAAAUUACCCUCUUCAAAUGGCAAGUCUUGGUUACCAAAUUUCUACAGAAGAUAUUCCAAAUCUAAUAUUAGAUGGUAAUUUGGAAAGCUAUGAUGUAUGA
This is a messenger RNA of Debaryomyces fabryi, 2700 nucleotides long. RefSeq lists its product as uncharacterized. Gene Ontology annotation, cellular component: cytosol. NCBI's taxonomy places the organism in Eukaryota, Fungi, Ascomycota, Pichiomycetes, Serinales, Debaryomycetaceae. The transcript has a single exon. Gene Ontology annotation, biological process: cytoskeleton organization. Bases 1 to 2700 code for a protein of 899 amino acids. The record is from RefSeq and is a predicted model, not a curated record.